CAGAAAUCAGUUCGAGUUCAACUGUCGUAGCGUUCAGACGUUUUCGGAAAAAAGCAAAAACCCGAGUAAAGAAAUAGAAAUAUACCCCCUGAAAGCUCAAAACGGUUCUCAGCAAAAAAAAAAAAAGAAAUAUUGAAAUAAAAAAAAUUGAAAUUUCAAUAAGAGAAAAAAAAAUCAUAUAUAAAAGCGGAAGCUUGAAAAAUAACGGAAAACAGACCACUUUGAAAAAAAAAAAGAUAAUACAACUAUCAAUACAAAUAAUAAAAAAUAUUGAUAAAGAGAAGGAAAUAAACCUGAAAAAAGUGAAAGUGAAUUAUUAAAAAAAAAAUUGAAUCAUCCAAUUUUUUUUGUGGAUUACCAAGGCAAAAAAAUAAAUAAUUUUUUUGCUGCAACCUCACCAUUAACCAAACAAAUUUUGUGGAUUACCAUUCCUGCUCCAGCGCCAGCCUUUUUUUGUGGAUUAGUUCCAGUUUUUUGAAAACCCCAACAUCAUCAUGGUUGUCUUAGAAGGUGGCGGUGGUGUUGUUACCAUCGGCAAUAACCAAUAUUUACAACCUGAUUAUUUGGCUCCAAUGCAGACAACGAUGGAUUCAAAGAAAAGUCCUUUGGCUUUGUUGGCUCAAACGUGUUCACAAAUCGGUGCCGAUUCGUCGGCUGUCAAACCCCUACUGGCAUUGGAUAAAUCGAAAAAAUCCGGUUCAUCAUCAUCGGCCUCAUCGACAUCGUCAAGUGUUGGUUCGGAGACUUCAGGUUCCGCCAAAUCACCGACCCAAGCAAAAUCACCCAAAUCGACAACACCCACCACCACAGAAGUCAAAUUGGCCUUUAAGCCCUACGAAACGAAUGUGCUGAGUCAACAGAAUCAAAAUACCUUCAAAUCAUCAUCAUCCUCAUCAGAUAUGGAUAACAAUCGUCCCAGCUCUAAGACUUCAUCACACAAUGGCGAAAGCACUCGAGUACCAUCACGCAACAAAUCGAAUAGCUCACCGGAAAAUUUCAAUAAAUCCCAAGAUUUGUCCACCUCUGGUGGUUCGAGUACUCCACAUGACACAAGCCGUAAGACGGUGUCACCAGCUGGUUCGUCACAACGUGGUGCCAGUCCCAUUGUUCGUUCCGGCAUGGAAGUGUUGAACAAUGCCAAUGGCUCGGCCCAGCAUCCCAAGGAAAUGAGCAGCAUGGCCCAGGCUGCUGCUGCAGCCGCUGCUGCCUACAAGGCUGCUGGUGCCCCAUAUGGUUUGAAUCCCCUGUCGGCCUUGUGUUGUCCUCCUGGCAUGGAGCAACAUGCCGCCGCCAAUCCUGCCUUUCGCCCUCCCUUUGCUGCUGGUGGUUUUUCACAUCAUCAUGCCGCCAUGUUGGCUGCCGCUGCUGCCAAUGGUGGUUAUCCUGGAGGUCCCGGACAACAACCCCCAAAUCCCUACAUUAGCUAUCAACGUAUCAAAACUCCCACCGGCGGUGAAGCAAUUGUGCCGAUUUGCAAAGAUCCCUACUGCCCUGGUUGUCCCUACUCGGCCCAUACUCAACAAAUGUUGAUGGGUGCCCCCUGCCCGGCUGGUUGCACACAAUGUGAACAUCAGAAAUAUGGCAUGGCUGCCAUGAUGGGUGCUGGCGCCGGUUUACCGCCAGGACAUCCCUAUUCGCAAGCUGCCGCCGCCGCUGCUGCCAGUGCUGCUGCUGCCCGUUCCGCACCCUAUGUCUGCAGUUGGGUUGUGGGUGAUGCCUACUGUGGCAAGAGAUUCCAAACAUCCGAUGAACUUUUCACCCAUCUAAGGACCCACACUGGUAAUCUGUCAGAUCCUGCUGCCGCCGCCGCUGCUUUGGCCCAAUCACAAGCUCAAUCUUUGCUGGGUUCUCUCUUUCCUCCAUCGGCGCUGAGAGGUGGUUAUCCUGCACCCCAGCUUAGUCCCAUGUCUGCGGCCGCCGCCGCUGCUGCAGCCUCACGUUAUCACCCCUAUGCCAAGCCACCAAGUGCCAUGGCGGCAGCCGCUGGUGCCUCACCAUUUGGUCCUCCCGGAGCCUUUAAUCCUGCUGCCGCCGCUGCUGCUGCUGCCUUGGGUCCCUACUAUUCGCCCUAUGCCAUGUAUGGUCAACGCAUUGGCUCGGCAGCUGUACAUCAAUAAAUUUGAUAGGGAACUUCGUGUGAGCAUGAAAAGCAAUAGCCCAACCCAUUGAGGGCUACUAGUGAAAGUGAUCUUUAUCAACAACCAUCUCAUGAAUGUCAUACCAAAAAAGAACAAAGAAGAAGAGAAAAAUAGAAAAGGAGGCAGAAUUUCCAGGGAUUCCUCUCGAGCAAAUUGCUCCAGAGUUAAGCCAAUAGAGGAGGCGUUUUCAAAACCACACACAUUUUGGAAGCAUAUACCGCUCAUUGUUGGUACACAAGGGCAACUCCCCCAGACCCUCCCAAAUGAAAAAACUGAAAAAAACAAUGAAAACUAAGAGUCAAAACCGUCCAAAUAAAUGGACUGGUUUCAAUACUGUGAUACUAAAUUGUAGUUUUGAAAAACAAAAAAACCAGAAUAGUUUGUUAGUUUUAAAACAAAAGAAAGAGAGAAAAGAAAAACAUUUUACUAAGACUAACUGGAAAAAAAUUAAAAAAAAACAUUUGUUUAAAAAAAUAUUAAUUUUUUCUCAAUUAAAAACAAACAGAGAAUAAUUUAUUUUUUUGUUUUGUUAAAAAUUUCAUCUAUCAAACAGCCAAAGCAUACAAAAUAUUUCCAUUGAAAAAAGAAAAAAAAAAACAAAAUUAUUGUAAGGAAAAAACAAUCCCAAAACUUCCAUAAUUUUGUUGCUUUUUUUAAAAAUCACAAGAAAAAAUAAUUUGCUUUGUUCAUUCGUUUUAUUUUUUAUAUAUAACAGAAAAAAAACAAUUACAUCUUUAUUAUUAUUUUAGUUAUUUAGUGCUUAAGAUAUUUUUUUAUAUAUAAAAAUUUAAUUGUAAUUUUGCCUAGUUUUUUUAAUUAAUUAAUUGCUAUAUUCAACAACAAUAUGUCUUUGUAUCCCAAAAAGAACAACAAUCACAACUCCAAUACAAUCCAAACAUCUUAGAUUUGCUCUACCUAUAAAUAUAUGUGUAUUAAAAACAAAACAAAUACAAACUAUAAUUGAUCUUAUACAAUACAAAAACAAAAAAUUAAUAAGAAAAACCAACACACACACACCAUAAUUAUAAUUGUAUAUUUUACAUUUGUUUGGACAUAAAAAAAAAAUACUACAGACACCUUAUAAAUUAUACUUAUUAUUAAAAGAAAAAACAAAAAACACAUACACACAAAAAACCCAAAAACAACAAAAUGAAAAAAAUAUAAAACAAAAAAAUUUGAAAAUUUUAAA
Molecule: messenger RNA, 3327 nt
Organism: Musca domestica (house fly)
Lineage: Eukaryota; Metazoa; Arthropoda; Insecta; Diptera; Muscidae
Gene: noc
Product: zinc finger protein Noc
Exons: 2
Coding region: 495-2117 (540 amino acids)
Biological process (GO): negative regulation of DNA-templated transcription
Cellular component (GO): nucleus
Source: RefSeq, a predicted model, not a curated record